AUGUCGAGCGGCCUCGGCGGCCUCAACAAGUCGCCCCACGGCGUGGUCGUCGGGCUCUGCCAGCUGCAGCUUCCCGUCAUCGAAACGAAAGACCAGCUCGACGCUCAGGUCGACCGCGUGUGCGCUCUCGUCGGCAAAGCGCGGCGCGGCUCCACCUCUAUGGACCUCGUCGUGUUCCCCGAAUACAUGCUGCACGGCCUGUCUAUGGACGUCUGCGAUGAGAUCAUGUGUGAGCGCGACGGCCCGAUCGUCGCGCGGCUGCGAGCGGCCUGUGUGCAACACAAAAUCUGGGGGUGCUUCUCGAUCAUGGAGCGCAACCCUGCCGCGCCAGAGAGCCCGUUCAACUCGGGCCUGAUCUUCGACGCCGACGGCAACGAGGUGCUCUACUACCGCAAGCUGCAUCCAUGGGUGCCGGUUGAGCCGUGGGCGCCAGGCGACCUCGGCGUGCCGGUCGUCGACGGCCCCAACGGCUGCAAGCUCGCACUGAUCAUCUGCCACGACGGCAUGUUUCCCGAGAUGGCUCGUGAGUGCGCGUACAAGGGCGCAGAAAUCAUGCUGCGCACGGCCGGGUACACCGCGCCGAUCCGCGACUCGUGGGUCUUCACGAACCAGGCAAACGCGUUCCAAAACCUGAUGUGCACCGCCAGCGUUUGCAUGAGCGGCAGCGACGGCACCUUCGACUCGAUGGGCGAUGGCGGAUGCGAGCACGGGAGGCACUGCAGCGCGUUUCCUCUCCCCACCCAUCCCUCUGAAUCACAGGCGAAGGAAUGUUCUGCAACUUCGACGGUUCGCGAGGCGAGGCUCGGCUGGGGCGUCGAAAACAACAUCUACCAGCUCGGCCACAGAGCGUACGUUGCAGUCCAGGGCGGGGCGCGCGACUGCCCGUACACGUUCAUGCACGACCUCGUCGCGGGAAAGUAUCGGCUGCCGUGGGAGGGGCAGGUGAAGCACACCGAUGGCCGCUCCUGCGGCUUCCCCGCGCCUGUGCGCGAGUACGCGCCCUCGGCUGCGGCCAGCAACGGGCACGGCGAUGCAAAAAAGUAGAGCGCAUCAUAUCCGCCAUUCGCUAGGCCCGGAUUGUUCCAUCACGCGCAUAGUUCCCAUGAUAGUUCCCGCUCCUCUCGCGCUGUACUCUACGGGGGCGUGCGCGGCCCUGUGCGUGUACGUUUAUUGUACAUACGCGUUACCGGCGU
Emiliania huxleyi CCMP1516 is the source of this 1193-nucleotide messenger RNA. RefSeq lists its product as hypothetical. Lineage: Eukaryota; Haptophyta; Isochrysidales; Noelaerhabdaceae. The transcript has 3 exons. The coding region runs from base 1 to 1044 and encodes 347 amino acids. The record is from RefSeq and is a predicted model, not a curated record. Gene Ontology annotation, molecular function: formamidase activity; N-carbamoylputrescine amidase activity.